AUGCAGCAGUCCUCAGCAGCAGUCGGUAAUAUUGGCAAUAACAUACCCGAUGUAAUGAUAGCAGCACAACAACUUGGUUAUGUUGAUGCAAAAUAUGUAUUGCAAUUGAAAUCAGAUGUACCCACACCAAAAGAAGUGAAAGCAUCGCAGGUGUUGGUAAGAAAUCAUGCUGUAUCAAUCAAUGCUAUUGAUUGGAAAUUAUUAAAUGGAAAUAUAUCAAUUAUUAAAACAUAUGCGUUUUCAAAUAUACCAGAUAAUAAAAAAUAG
Rotaria sp. Silwood1 is the source of this 267-nucleotide messenger RNA. Lineage: Eukaryota; Metazoa; Rotifera; Eurotatoria; Philodinida; Philodinidae. The record is from the annotation of a GenBank genome assembly.